AUGGGCAGAGGGAAGAUGGACGAGGCAGCGGCGGAGAGGAUUCGCAGGGCCAGGGGAGACAAGGACGAAUUCGCGAGGCGGGCUUCCGUCGCGGCCCGGCAGAACAAGGAGAGCGGACCGGGCAAGUCCGGCAAGAAGGAUGGGAAGAACGGUAAUGACAGUCGGAAAGAGGGUGGAGGGGGCGGCUCACAGAAGUGA
Messenger RNA from Phialemonium atrogriseum, 198 nucleotides. RefSeq lists its product as uncharacterized. The record is from RefSeq and is a predicted model, not a curated record. The coding region runs from base 1 to 198 and encodes 65 amino acids. The transcript has 2 exons. NCBI's taxonomy places the organism in Eukaryota, Fungi, Ascomycota, Sordariomycetes, Cephalothecales, Cephalothecaceae.